Molecule: messenger RNA, 6476 nt
Organism: Vespa velutina
Lineage: Eukaryota; Metazoa; Arthropoda; Insecta; Hymenoptera; Vespidae
Gene: Hr38
Product: probable nuclear hormone receptor HR38
Exons: 8
Coding region: 2569-4578 (669 amino acids)
Biological process (GO): regulation of transcription by RNA polymerase II; cellular response to corticotropin-releasing hormone stimulus
Cellular component (GO): nucleus; transcription regulator complex
Molecular function (GO): nuclear receptor activity; RNA polymerase II cis-regulatory region sequence-specific DNA binding; nuclear glucocorticoid receptor binding
Source: RefSeq, a predicted model, not a curated record
ACUAAAUCUAUAUUCAAGCAUAAGGAGCGCGAACGAUAGACGCUACUCUCCUAGAUUCGCUUUCGCGCGUGAUUUAUUCGUGCGAAGCGCGGAUAAAAAUGUGUAACGCGACUCGCCUUGUGACGCACGGCCUUGUUUUACCUGAAAUAGAUUUCACCGCGAAAACGUAUUCCGUGCGAAAUACUUGACGAAAAUGUCGAUUCCGAAGACGUCGAACGCGAAGACGUCGUUCUGCACGAAGACGUUUGUCUUCUUUAGAUGCUUUAAAAGCACCACCUUCAUAUACGAACGGACGUAUUUAUUUUUAGUUCAAAGAGUACCUACAUCGUUCGUACAAAUUGAAAAGAAGUUCUUUUUAAAAGAGCUCCAUGCCCUUCGGCUAGUCAAGAGAAAAGAAGGAGAAGAAAGGAAAUAUCGGACAACGGAAGGAUCGGUUUCGCUCUGCCGUUUCAUUCAAAGUCCGAACAGCUCCGAGGAAAAGAGCGAGAGAGAGAGAGAGAGAGAGAGAGAGAGCGCGCGAGAGAGAGAGAGAGAGAAGAGAGAGAGAGAGGCCAUUGGAUCGAGCGCAAGCUUGGGAAAUACAGAGCGCAAGCUCGGUGCGUCGGUGGCGUCGCGGCGGCGGUGGCGGCGGCAACGACGACGACGACAACGACGGUGGUGGCGUCGCUCGCUACACCGACGAAGGCAUUAACGUUGACGUCACAACGCCGCCCCCGUCCGUCAUCGACCGACCGACGGCAUUACGACGUCACGCGUGCCACCAAGGACGACGCUAUUUUCGGCGUCAUGUACCGUCGUCGCCAUCGGUGAUGGCGUUUGCGCUCCCGAUCUCGUCCUCCUCGAUUCUCGCUUCCUCUUUCUCUUCCACCUUUUGCUUUCGUUAUUGGCUUAUACCUCUUAAUCGUCGCUAACGUUGCGCGCAAUUUCUCUCCUCUUACUUUUUAUCUAUGGAAACGUUUUAUUAUCGUGAAUCAUCUCUCAUAACGGUUACAAACUCAUUUGCAAGAAACAUCGUCUUUCUAUUUUUUUCUUCUUCAUCUUUUUUUUGACACAAAGUCGAUAAAAUUCUCUUGCGAGUUUCUCACGAGACGCGUGUAGCGGCUUCUCUAAGAAUGUUUAACGAUACUACGUUUCACCGUUCCGCAGCUUCCGCGAGUGUGGUAACGCGCCUUGCGAAACUUUUUCCUCUUAUGUCUACAACUUAUGUCUGUUUGAGCGGAGACUCGUCGUUGCUACUGGACUCGCAAACUCGAGAAAAAAUUACAUUUAACAUUCUUCGACGAGCGGACUCUAUCGUAUCGUCGUAUAAGUCGAUAAGUUGGAUGAAGUUAGGUAUGACUUCGAUGUCAACGAUGAUGUCCGUCGGACAGGAAUUUCGCGGUUUCAGUGUCGACCUUGAGCCAAGCUCUCGGCGCUUGCAAUUUCGUUUCGACUCUAUUUCGCGGAAGUACCGUUACGCCGUUGGCUUUCGUAAGGCGAGAAUAGGAACGAGCCGUAGAACGGAAGAGAGAGAGAGAGAGAGAGAGAGAGAAGGAGAUAAAGUUACGCCGCUAACAACUCGCUCGCGUAAUAGUCGGCGUGGCAGUGGGCUAAAUUUAACGGGCACGCAGGAAGACGGUAAAAAGCAAAGAGACCGAGACGGACGGAUAAAGAAGAAAGAGGGAAAGAAAGAGAGAAAAAAAGACAUUUUCGUUACUCGUGCCAAAGCAAAGCUAUGACGAUGCAUCGUGCGCGUCUCUCCUCUUCUCAAACGUAAAUACUCUAAUGUCGUCGUGGUAUUUGGUGAAUGACCGCCAACUAUGAAAUUUUAUGAUUCGCGACCGCUCUGAAAGAAAUCGGCAAGAGUUUCUUUUUAUUGAAUCGCCAAUGUUCGUCGAUGCCGAGCUCGUCUCCAUGAAUUCGACGAUUUAGCAAUCGGCAAUUACUUUUGCUCGUAAUCAAGAAAAUCAAGUUAUUUCGAGCGAUGUCAUUGUACAGAAACGCAAGAGGCUGAGCUAAAAGCGAUAAGACAGAAAGAGAGAGAGAGAGAGAGAGAGAGAGAGAGAGAGAGAGAGAGAGAUUCGCGCGGCUCGCAGGAUGCAUUGUGCGCGUGCUUGCUUCUUCUCAAGUUUUUUGCACCGCCUUGUAACCAAAGUGACGAAACAGAAGCAGCAAAACGUAUUGGUGAAUGACCGGCGCGGAAAUGCUCGUUAUGCAACGCGGCUAGAAUGACGAAAGAAGCAACAAAAUUAAGCAGUUGCUCCUCACAAGAGCUAGAAGCAUUUAAAUCCUUUUCUCGUGCGCGCGCGCGCGCAUAAGCAGAAAUUAUUUUUGUACUGGCAGCGGCGAGGGAGGCUAUCGGACAUAAGUACACGGCAGUUGCACUCGCCGAACGGCGACAGCGACAACAGCAACGGUAGCCAACGUACGGUAGCCGUUACGCGAAACGAGAUAGAGCAACAGCAACAGCAGCAGUCGCAUCGGCAGCGACAGCAGCAACGACAGGCAACAGCUACCGUUCCGGUUCUCGGCUGCACAAAUCACUCCUCGAUCACUACGACCACGACGGCCUUCACAGUAGCCUCAAGUAUGCUCCUGCUGCAAACACAGAGUCCAUUUGGAUGCAGCAGUUUCGCGGAUUUGUUGAGCGCUCCCUACACGGAUUCCGCGGAUGCCGGAAGUCUGCCGGAGGAGCUGGAUCCAUUUCCAGAAUUACAGCUGGGUAAUCCGCAGGGUGUGCCAACGAGCGAUGAGCCGGCUCAAUCGCAGCAAAGCGUUCAUCAUCAAACGGCGCAACCUCCUCCUCCGCCACCACCCCUUCCCGAAGAAAUUCAAGCAGAUUCGCUAAGUCCUACGCCAUUGCCGAGCUUCCAAGAGACCUACACGGUGCAACGGUAUACCAGACAGGAACUCCAGGGUCUCGGCAUCAAGAUGGACGAUGACUGUUAUGAAAAUUCGGUAUAUUCAUGCGGCACUGGUCACUACUCCACCGAGUUCACACCGGCCGUCUCCUACCACGAGCACCACAACCAGCAACAACCUCAUCAGCAACCGCAACACCACCAUCAUCAUCCCCAGCAUCAUCAACAACAACAACAGCAACAGCAGCAGCAACAACAACAGCAGCAACAACAACAGUCUCAACCGCAACCACAUCAUCAUCACCAUCAAAGCUACUUUUCAACGGAAUCGGCACCAACGCCUACUGCGGCGAUGCCAUCGCCGUCGAGUCAUCGGCAAGAUUCACCUUACGGAGUAGCAGUGACCGUACCUAUGGUAUACGGUCAAGCAUCUACCAUCACCGGUGGUUCCACCGUAUCGGUACCGGUCCCUCCUACGGACAUUUGUCCAAACAUCGAGAACAUCGUCGUCGGUCCUCCACGUUCGCGAAGAGCAUCUUUACCAACUCAAAGGUCGGAAUCGGCAAGUAGCGGCAGCAACGAGUCUCCCAAGGCACGCGGAGGUGGUAACGCGAGUAUCGCUAGCAUAGCCAGCACAGCGAGCACAGCGAGUACCGGGAGUUCGGUCAGUUCACCGUCGCCCGGAAGCGGCAAUACCGGUGAACGUGCACCACCAAGCCCGAGCCAAUUGUGCGCCGUUUGCGGUGACACGGCGGCGUGUCAACAUUACGGUGUGCGUACCUGCGAAGGCUGCAAAGGUUUUUUCAAGAGGACGGUGCAAAAGGGCUCGAAAUACGUUUGCCUCGCCGAGAAAGCUUGCCCGGUCGACAAGCGUCGCCGAAAUCGUUGCCAAUUCUGUCGCUUCCAAAAGUGUCUCAUGGUCGGCAUGGUGAAAGAAGUCGUUAGGACGGACUCGUUGAAGGGCCGUCGCGGAAGAUUGCCUUCGAAGCCGAAAUCACCACAGGAAUCGCCGCCGAGUCCGCCGGUAUCCUUGAUCACGGCUUUGGUUCGAGCUCAUUUAGACACGACGCCGGAUCGAAUGAAUCUCGAUUACUCGCAGUAUAGACAAUCGAGACCCGGAGAUUUGUCCGUCACCGAGGCUGAAAAAAUUCAACAAUUUUACAGUCUGUUAACCACCUCGAUCGAUGUGAUUAGAAAUUUUGCCGACAAAAUACCUGGCUUUACGGACCUGGCACGAGAGGAUCAGGAAUUGUUGUUUCAAUCGGCCAGCUUGGAACUGUUCGUCCUCAGGCUGGCUUACCGCACGAAACCGGAGGAUACAAAAUUGACAUUCUGCAAUGGAGUCGUCCUAGCGCUCGAACAGUGUCAACGUAGCUUCGGCGACUGGCUCCACAGCAUUCUCGAGUUUUGCAAGUCUCUUCACGGGUUGGACGUGGAUAUUAGCGCGUUCGCCUGUCUUUGCGCUCUUACCCUGAUUACCGAGAGGUACGGCCUCAAGGAGCCGCAUCGCAUGGAGCAACUGCAAAUGAAGAUCAUCUCGUCGUUGCGCGACCACGUGACCUACGAUGCCGAAGCGCAAAGGAAAACGCAUUACUUGUCGCGCCUUCUCGGUAAGCUGCCGGAAUUGAGGAGUCUCUCCGUUCAGGGUCUCCAAAGGAUCUUUUACCUGAAGCUGGAGGAUCUUGUGCCGGCGCCACCGCUGAUCGAAACGAUGUUCGUCGGUAGUCUACCCUUCUAAUCGUUUCCUUCCCCGUUAAACCACCACCGUCGACACGACCACCACUACCACACCCACGCCACGAUUACACGAAGCCUAAGGCUAAUGUAUUAUUCUCGUAAGACGAUAGUCGCCGAGAUCCUACGUGCGGUUACGUAAUUCCAUCUUUUCGAUCUUUAUUUUUAAUUAAUAGCCUGGCUUUCGUUCUCUCUUCUUGCGUAUUUAAGCGCGCCCGAGUGUUCGUAAGUGUCUUUGUCCUUUCGAACGAGUUCACCGAGGAGCAGCUGAACGGAUAUAUGGUCCCUUAUUUUCUCCUUCUCGAUGUUACGAAUGCAACUCCCGAGAAUGAAUCUAAUAUAUUAUACGCUAGAAUAUAUUCGUACGUAUGCGAUUGUACAUGUCUUAUGUACAAUUUUGCGUGUGCGUGAUUAUGCGCGAAUCUACGAGUGAGUGGGAGAGAGAGAGAGAGAGAAAGAGAGAGAGAGAGACUGGAGAGAAAGGAUAGGCAUGAAUCUACGCGAUCGGAGUUAUCUUCUAAGGGAAAGUACCCCAAUGUGCGUGCCUGAAGCUCCGUGUGCGUUACCACUAUUACAAUUACUAUUGCUAUUACUACGCAACUAUUAUUACUACUACUACUACUACUACUACUACUACUACUACUACUACUACUAUUAUUAUUAUUAUUAUUAUUAUUAUUAUUAUUAUUAUUAUUAUUAUUAUUAUUAUUAUUAUUAUUAUUAUUAUUAUUAUUAGUAUUAUUAUUACUGUUACUAUAAUUGCUAUCAUUAACUAUUAUUAUCACUAUCAUAACGUUACCUGCGCGUGCCGUCGAAUGGUAGGAAAUGAAAAAGAGCGCUCGACGAUCGGAGAAUCGGUAAGCGAUUGAAAGCCCCUUGAGCUAGCGGACCACGCGUUACCGACGAAAUUUUUUUCGUAUACCUUUUGCUAUCGUUCUUAUCUUAGAUUUUAGAUCGAGUUUUAAAGAGAGAAAACGAACGAGUUCGUUUCGCGCGAAGAAAGUUAUAUCUACUUACAAAAAAAUGUGUAUAGAAUUUUUAUCACUUUUCUACCUACUUUAUACGAAUUACGUCGCCGUGUUGUCCGCUGCUUCGCCGAUCGAUAUCGUUUAUAUUUCGUCGAUUCUUCGCCGAUCUGUCGUGGCGCCAAACGAGAUAAUGAAAAAACGCCAAAAAAAGGAAAUGAGAGUCAAGGACGAGAAAGGAAGAGAAAAACAUUAUUUACAUUUUGGCAAAAGCUCACGCAUCGUUCGUCGAAAAAGACGCAUUGGCGACUUGCAACAUAUCAGAACAUCGACGGAGGAGCGAACGUGAGCGAUUAAAUUUGUUUGCUUGCGAAGAAAUAUUAACGAGAGAGAGAGAGAGAGAGAGAGAGAGAGAAAGAAAAAGAGAUAAAUGAUGAGAGAGUGCGAGAAAGAAAGAGGUACGUAUCUACACGCGCACACGGAUUCUCUCCUUCGUCCUUUUAUAAUAGGCGUUUAGAAUGCGGCUAUGGUUGCACUCGCAUGAAACAGCGAUGCCUCGUUGCAAACUUUUUUGAUCUCGAAAUAUAUAUAUUUUUUUCCUAUGCGAAAAACGAAGUAAGCGCGUGGUAUCUGUCCAUAUGAAUUAAGUGCCACGUGCGCCCGCGAACUCUCAAUGGGGGGGACGGUACCUUGAACGUUCUUCGUCUGACGAAAGAUCUCACCUAAAAUGAAAUUUAUUUAAUUGACCGUGUACGUAUUUUAUCUCGUGCCUAUUGCCAUUAGAGAAAAGGAGAACGAAAGAGAGAGAGAGAGAGAGAGAGAGAGAGAGAGAACGUUCGAGAUAUUCAGUGCACACCGGCGCAACGAUGAUCGAGCAUCGUUUAUCACAUGCGAGUGCCGAAACGUACGGUCGACCGUUGUCGGCCACCCCCAUUCU